This is a messenger RNA of Castor canadensis (American beaver), 1147 nucleotides long. Lineage: Eukaryota; Metazoa; Chordata; Mammalia; Rodentia; Castoridae. The record is from RefSeq and is a predicted model, not a curated record.
ACACACACACACUCCGACCCAGACAGCCCACUCCACUUUCCAGACGCCCACCUCCUCCAUCCUCUCCUCCCCUAAAGAGACAUUCACCCACUCACCAUCUGUAGCCUCCUUCCGUCCCCUGCCCCGCCCGCCCGCCAGCUAGCCCACCAGCUCCCCCUCCCCAACAAGCAGACCUGCACAGUGGGAGGCAGGGACCCCCGCCAGACGCUCGGGCCGCGCGCGCCGCACUGACCUCCGCCCGCCCUGCCGGGAGUCUAACAAAGGCGGGCGCGAGCCCCAAGCCCGGAGCCCGAGAGCGGCGAGCGGCGGCCGCAGGGCCGGGAGUGCCUGGCCGGGCUGCUCCAGAGUCAGGAAGCAGAGGCGUUAGAAAACGAGGAUCUGUCGCUGCUGGGACGCCGCCGGCACCAUGGGCUGCUGCACCGGUCGCUGCUCGCUCAUCUGCCUCUGCGCGCUGCAGCUGCUCUCAGCAUUAGAGAGGCAGAUCUUUGACUUUCUUGGCUUCCAAUGGGCUCCUAUUCUUGGAAAUUUUCUACAUAUAAUAGUUGUCAUAUUGGGUUUGUUUGGAACCAUUCAAUACAGACCUCGUUACAUCAUGGUGUAUACAGUGUGGACUGCCCUCUGGGUCACCUGGAAUGUGUUCAUCAUCUGCUUUUAUUUGGAAGUAGGUGGCCUCUCAAAGGAUACAGAUCUGAUGACAUUCAAUAUCUCUGUGCAUCGGUCAUGGUGGAGGGAACAUGGGCCUGGCUGUGAGCGAAGAGUGCUGCCUCCAUCAGCCCAUGGCAUGAUGGACGAUUACACCUAUGUCUCUGUCACAGGCUGUGUCAUCAAUUUCCAGUACCUAGAGGUCAUCCACAGUGCUGUCCAAAUACUGCUUUCUUUGGUUGGGUUUGUGUAUGCCUGUUAUGUGAUCAGUAUUUCAAUGGAGGAAGAAGACACCUUUGAUUUCAUAGGUGGACUUGAUACACACUCCUACUACCAGGAUCAUGUUGAGUUAAAGCCUGUUAAACCUCACUACUGCACUACCCUCCUGGAGUCCAUGCCUGGAAAACUGGCUCCAGAAUUCCUGCUGUCCAAAGCGCUUGGUUCUCCUGUGCAUCCAGCCGUUGCCAUGGCUCUGGGUAGCCCAGUGACAGCAAGCAAGCCUUAG